This is a messenger RNA of Brienomyrus brachyistius, 4238 nucleotides long. RefSeq names its product alanine aminotransferase 2-like. The record is from RefSeq and is a predicted model, not a curated record. Gene Ontology annotation, molecular function: pyridoxal phosphate binding; L-alanine:2-oxoglutarate transaminase activity. The transcript has 13 exons. Gene Ontology annotation, biological process: biosynthetic process. Bases 2035 to 3504 code for a protein of 489 amino acids. NCBI's taxonomy places the organism in Eukaryota, Metazoa, Chordata, Actinopteri, Osteoglossiformes, Mormyridae.
ACACUGGAUAGUUAGUGUGUGGCUCAGGAGGCUACACUUCUUUGCCUAUGAGCUGAAGGUUGCUGGUUUGAGCCCCCAUAGACACAUCUAUGGCUCCUGGAGCAAAGGCCCUUAACCCCCAGGUCCCUGGGUGGCGCUAUGGGGGGGUGACCUUUUCAGCCAGCUUGCUGUCAUCUAGAGCACACCUUGGGGGAGGUGUAAAGAGAAUUUCUCCAUGGAGGUCAAUAAAAUGUCUAUUAUUAUUUUAUUUAAACCAAGGCAGCGUAGUUCUCACAGCUGGCAGAUGCCCCGAACUGAGGGCCAGUCCAUUACAAAGCAGCUUCUUUAAAUUUGCAAAUAUCAUGACCUAGUUGAAAUAAUCGUUCCUUCCAGUCCUCAGUAAGUGUGGAGCUGUGGGCUCUCUCUUGUUUCAAAUAACAUGUGACAAGGCUGCACCCAUUAUCAUUUAUUAUUCACACCAUUUAAUUUUGUUUGAGUAAGGGGGGAGUCUAAUAAUUCCAGGAAACUGGUCAAGGUUUAAUGACCGCAAUGGCGAUUAUGAAUUUAUGAUUUAAUUGUCAGGUAAUAAAAUGGAGUACUAUCUCACUGUUUUAGUAUGUAAAAAACUUCCUAGCCAUAGUAACAAGAAACAUUUUAGUCUGUUUGGUUAGUCUUUCUCAUUAUACAAAUACCUCAAUCAUUGUCAUUACUGUGGCUUGGUAGUGAUACAUAAAUAUUUAUUGCAUAUAAUAUGCUUAAUAUACAAUAUCUUACUGUAUUUAAACAUUUACUUUCUUACAAAUGAAUAUUGGUGAAAUACAGUUAAAACUAUUAAUAGGGAACCUGAUUCCAAUUUGCUCUCUGUGUGACAUGACAGACAGACUCUGGUAUUUCCACUGAUACCUUGUAUUCUAGCCCUUCCUGCUGGAGUAUGUAUUGUUACUCAAUAUCAGGUUCUGAAUAACAUUAGGAAUGUAAAUAAAUAUGCCUUAAGUAUGCAUGAAAAAGACACGUUUUCAUUCAGAUUUUAAUGCUUUUUUGCUAUUUGUAUCUUGAAAAAUGUCACGCGUGGUAUUAAAAAGGCUAACUCGAACUGCUUUGGUAUUGAGUAUUCUAGCAUACAAACCUAAAUUAAAAUAACAAUACUUGUAACGAUAAAAGUAAAUGUGUUCUACGGCCGUAUAAGUUGUGGUGUCUGGGAUAGGCUCCAGCCCUCCCCUCGAGACCCCAUUUAGGAAAAGCUAUUGGACGAAUGUAAACACACAAAACACACGUUAUGUACAUGCAUUAAUGUAUGAAAACAAAGGUCACGUGACAGCUGGACACUGCGUGCCUUCGCCUUCCUAUUGUUUACCGUCAUGUGUCUUUGUGUCUGAAAUGGGGAAUUCCCGUCACGACAGGCUUAAUCCUCCUUAAGUGUUUUUACUGUCCAAUCGUAUUUAUUUGCAGUGUGUUCCAAUUAAAUAAAACUCAUUCAAAUUGAUUAAUGAAAAAGCAUGGUAUAAACUAAUCAACCAUUUUGAUAUCUAAUUAUUGUGUUUAUCGGUUGUUUUCCAUUUCACGAAGAGUGCUGGAAACCGACACCUUCCGAAGGCAUUCUGGAUCCACCCUCGGUGGGAUGGCAACACCUCUGUAGCCUAGAGGCAGCGUCUGAAUACUCUUGACAAUGACAACACACAGAAAUGCACAGAUCGCUCCAAAGGCCUGCCUCAUCCCCCGCCCUUGUCCUACUGUAAUGAGCUACGAAGAAAUAACAGAGCAAAACAGACCCAGGUACAGCUCUCCUGUCCUCAAUCUCACGCUUCUUGCCGGGCAAACAACUCUUUGCGGUGGCUGGCAUCCAAAGAGGAGGAGUCGUCAUCCUUGUGCACCAUAAACGAGCCUAUAGUCUCCACCUUAAUGAAGAGUGUCAUUUUUUUCGAGGAGCCGAGCAGAGGUGCAUUUGUACUCUUCCUACUGUCCGCAUCUGUCUUCUGCUAAGUCUGAAGAUCAAUCUUGACUAUUUCUGGGGCUCCUUGGUGGCUGUCCGCGACACGCCGGUCAAUCAGCUAUAAGAUGUCCGAGAACGGCGUGGCGUCCCGCCGGGGGAAGGUGCUCACCGUAGACACGAUGAACCCACGAAUUAAGAGGGUUGAAUACGCCGUGAGGGGUCCCAUUGUGCAACGGGCGGUGCAGAUCGAGAAAGAGCUGAAGGAGGGUGCGAAGAAGCCCUUCACCGAAGUCAUCAAGGCAAACAUUGGUGACGCACAUGCCAUGGGCCAGCAACCAAUCACCUUCUUCCGACAGGUCAUGGCACUGUGCGCCUAUCCGGAACUCUUAAACAGCUCCCAGUUUCCAGAGGACGCCAAAAAUCGGGCACAAACGAUUCUUCAGUCCUGUGGAGGGGGUAGCAUAGGGGCCUACAGUACCAGUCAGGGUAUUGAAUCUGUGCGCCAGGAUGUGGCACGUUACAUCGAGAAGCGAGACAAUGGCAUCCCCUCCAACCCCGAUAACAUCUACCUAUCCACAGGAGCCAGCGAUGCCAUCGUGACUACCCUGAAGCUGCUGGUGUGCGGUGAGGGCAUGAGCCGCACAGGUGUGAUGAUCCCCAUCCCCCAGUACCCUCUCUACUCAGCGGCGCUGGCAGAGCUGGGUGCUGUCCAGGUCGACUACUACCUGAACGAGGAGCAAUGCUGGAGCCUGGACGUCAGCGAGCUGCGGCGCUCUCUGGAGGCUGCCCGGAAGCGCUGCAACCCCCGUGUCCUCUGCAUCAUCAACCCUGGCAAUCCCACAGGUCAGGUCCAGAGCAGGGAGUGCAUUGAGGAAGUGAUCAAAUUCGCUGCGGAGGAGCGGCUUUUCCUGAUGGCCGAUGAGGUGUACCAGGAUAACGUCUAUGCCGACGGCUGCCAGUUUCACUCUUUCAAGAAGGUGCUGUUUGAGAUGGGACCACAGUACUCAGACACACUAGAGCUGGUCUGCUACCACUCAACCUCCAAAUGCUACAUGGGAGAGUGUGGUUUCCGGGGAGGAUAUAUGGAGGUGAUCAACAUGGAUGCUGAGGUGAAGGCCCAGCUGACCAAGCUGGUGUCAGUGCGGCUCUGCCCUCCUGUUCCCGGACAGAUCAUGAUGGACCUGGUGGUGAACCAUCCCCAGCCUGGAGAUCCAUCCCACAGCACUUUCAUUAAGGAGAAGUCUGCUACUCUCAACACGCUGGCGGAGAGGGCCAGACUGACGGAGGAGAUCCUCAACACGGUGCCGGGGAUCCAGUGUAACCCCGUACAGGGAGCCAUGUACUCCUUUCCGCGGAUCACUAUCCCAGAGCGUGCUGUGCAGAAAGCCAAGGAGAAAGGUCAAGCCCCAGAUAUGUUCUACUGCAUGAACCUGUUGGAGGAGACAGGCAUCUGUGUGGUCCCUGGAAGCGGAUUUGGUCAGACAGAAGGGACCUACCAUUUCAGAAUAACCAUCUUGCCUCCCACUGAGAAGCUGAAGAUCCUACUGAAUAAACUGAAGGAGUUUCACCUGCGCUUCACGCAGCAGUACUCCUGAGCUUCCCAGCCAACGGGCAUCAAUCAUCUCCUCACCAAGUGCCUUCUGCCUCGUGACUUCGAUGGCCAAUGUUUUGCACUUUGUUACACAGUGCCUUCACUGUUCAUUAGUAGUUCGCUCAUUGGAGCAAUUAGCUUGAUAUGUUUUACAAAAUUUACUUAUAUAUGUGUUGUCCACUUCAAAUAUCAAGGGCAUUUUUAAAUUUCUUAAUCAUCAUCAUUUUGACGAGUGGAUCGUCUUCUAUGACUAUACAAACACAGUUAGAUAUAAUACUGUGUUUGUACGCCUGUGUACUGCAAUUUAACCAAAGUUAAUCCUAAAGUUUGCAUACCUGGAAAUGCUGCUCCUUAAGUGCACCUGUGCUCCAAUACUGUUUAAAUUGUCUAAAUACACAUGCAUACUUUAUAACACCCCCAGCCUCUCACCCUGCCAAGUGUAUGCCGCCUUUCCCCUAUCACUCAUAAAUUUCAGUAUUUGAUGUUGUCCCUGGGAAAAAUACCUGUAUACACAAAAAAAUCAAGUAAUUAUGUGAAGAGGAUGGACCCUUCCUUGCCCUUCGCCUGUAGCUCCCGGGAUAGGCUCCGGACUCCCUGCAACCCGGAUUAGGGAGAGUGGGUACAGAAAAUGGAUGGAUGGAGUGACCCUUAAAGAACACUUUUCAUUGUGUUUCAUAACACUGUGAUUCAAAUCCCAAAGAAUGAUGAUCUUAUAUGAAUAAAUGAGUGUUACACUUC